Messenger RNA from Phaeoacremonium minimum UCRPA7, 306 nucleotides. RefSeq lists its product as hypothetical. The transcript is spliced from 4 exons. Lineage: Eukaryota; Fungi; Ascomycota; Sordariomycetes; Togniniales; Togniniaceae. The coding region runs from base 1 to 306 and encodes 101 amino acids. The record is from RefSeq and is a predicted model, not a curated record.
AUGUACGAAGUCAUGUGGGAUACCCGACUCUUCAACGAUAAGGAUUUAUGGCCACUCGAUGGCUCACAGCCGUUCGUUUGGAGCACUGGCGACCAAACCGGGUAUUCACAGCACGGGGACUACGUGUUUGGUUGGAAAGGAGAUUCUCUCCAGCGAGCCUUGGAUGCCCGCUGCACGGGAGCCGUCUGUGGCCAACUAAAGACUCAGACAUCAGAUGAGGCGAUGAAAUGCACCAAGUCGCAACUAUACAAGGAAAAUAUCGACGGAUGGCUGACUGAACUUCCGGGAAUGGGCAUGGAUAGUUAG